CACACGCACACGCACACGCACACGCACACGCACACAACCUCACGUGUGCACCAACCAACCCUUCACGCGGAUACCCACACGCGACCACUACAACUACAAGACCGGCCACCAUGUCUGGCAAGGCAUACAACUUCAAGUCCAUCACGGUGGUCCCAAAGGCCAGCGACUUUGUGGAUAUCGUUCUCUCCAAGACACAGCGCAAGACCCCGACCGUCGUUCACAAAGGAUAUGCCAUCUCGCGGAUCCGUAACUUUUAUGUGCGCAAGGUCAAGUUUACAGCGCAGUCGUUCCACGACAAGCUGGACACAAUCAUCACAGAGUUCCCCAAACUGGACGAUGUGCAUCCGUUCUAUGCAGACUUGAUGAACGUGCUGUAUGACAAGGAUCACUACAAGAUUGCGCUCGGCCAAAUCAACUCUGCCAAACACAUGAUUGACAACCUUGCCAAGGACUACGUGCGGUUGCUCAAGUAUGGCGACUCAUUGUACCGCUGCAAGCAGCUGAAGCGCGCCGCGCUUGGUCGCAUGGCCACACUAAUGAGGAAACACAAGUCCUCGCUGGAGUACCUUGAGCAGGUGCGGCAGCAUUUGUCGCGUCUGCCUUCGAUCGACCCCAACACGCGCACGCUGCUUGUGACGGGCUUCCCGAACGUGGGCAAAUCGAGCUUUGUCAACAAGGUGACGCGCGCAGAUGUUGAAGUGCAGCCGUACGCGUUUACAACCAAGUCCCUCUUCGUCGGACACACAGACUACCAGUACCUCCGCUGGCAGGUGAUUGAUACGCCAGGUAUCCUUGACCACCCGCUGGAGCAGCGCAACACGAUUGAGAUGCAGGCCAUCACGGCGCUUGCGCAUCUGCGCGCGUGUGUGCUGUAUGUGAUGGACCUGAGCCAGCAGUGCGGCUUCACUGUGGAGCAGCAGUUUUCCCUCUUUGAGAACAUCAAGCCCCUCUUUGCAAAGAAGCCGCUGGCGAUUAUUGUGAACAAGGCUGACACGAUGAAGAUUGAGGAUGCGCCGGCGGAGGUGCAGGAGCGGCUGAAGGCGUAUGAGGCCGAGGGCAUCAGCGUGCUGAGCAUGAGCACGCUCACAGAGGAGGGCGUGGCGCAGGUCAAGAACGCAGCCUGCGACAAGCUCAUGACAUACCGUAUCGAGUCCAAGACAAGGAACCCUGCCAUGCAGGCAUCCCUCAACAAACUCAACGUUACAUUGCCCCGCCCCCGCGACAACAAGGCAAGACCUGCCUUCAUCCCCGAGGGUGCGCUCAACAAACGCAUGGGCCGCGUCCCGACCAAGGGCAGGACACAGCGCGAACAGAAGAAGCAGCGCAAUGAGGAGCGCAAGGAACUCCUCGCACAAAUGCCAAAGCGCAAGCUUGCGCGCGAUUUGCAGGAGGAGCUUCGCGAGGAGUACAGCGUGGAUCUGCGCAAGGAGUGGGACCUGGAGGACGCAUCGUGGCGCUACGACGAGAUUCCAGAGAUUCUCGACGGCAAAAACGUCGCAGACUUUGUUGAUCCCGACAUUGACGAGAAGCUGCGUCAGCUCGAGGAGGAAGAAGCGAGCCGUAAGGCUGCCGGUGAAUACGACAGCGAGAGUGAGGACGAGGACACAAAGGCAGUUCGUGCCCGCGCAUUGCUGCUGCGCGAGCGCCGCAACAUGUUCCGUGUUGCGAGCCAGCGCAAGAGCAAGCGCAAUGCACCUGUGCUGCCGAUUAAGAUCCGCCGCCGGCUGGCAGAGGCCGAGGAGCGACGCCUCGCGCGCCUCAACCGGCCCAAACACGCUACCGAUGACGACGAUGGCGACAGCGACUAUGACGAGGACACGCGCGGCCGCUCCAUGGAUGCGGAUGAGGAUGCCUCCCGCGCCGCCUCCCGCUCGCGAUCACGCACACCGCUGCGGGCCAAGUCGAAGAAGACGGUCAAGGGCGUUGCGCCCGAGGCCGCUGCUCGCCGCAAGAAGCCCGUGUCUCUCCGUGCCGCUGGCGGUGUCCAGUCCAGCACGCUCAAGAAAGCGUCGAAGAAGAUGCAGCGCCUUGGGUUCCGCAAGAUCAACUACAUGGGCCGUCAAGGUGAGGCCGAUCGUCACAUCCACGUCAAGAUGCCCAAGUUCUUGUACACGGGCAAGCGCGGCGUUGGCAAGGCAGACUAUCGAUGAGCGUCUCAAGGAACAACGACGCCCUGGUCUUUAUCUUGAUCUUACAUCUUACUUUCUUCCUCUGUAUUUCGACUCCUGCACUGUCGUGUUUCUUCUUGUGAAUAUAUUGGCCCUCUCUUCCUGUUCCCUUCUUCUCUCGCCCGUGAUGUUAUCCAUGUCGACGACGACAAUCAAUUUGACUCUUGUUGAUGAUCGAGCUUCUUUCUUCCUAUCGCUUAAAUGGCAUCCAUAUCUCAAAGACAACCGAGAAAGUGAAAUAACCCAACGGCA
Messenger RNA from Salpingoeca rosetta, 2420 nucleotides. Its product is annotated as GTP binding protein 4. Gene Ontology annotation, molecular function: GTPase activity; GTP binding; RNA binding. Gene Ontology annotation, cellular component: nucleolus. The coding region runs from base 111 to 2150 and encodes 679 amino acids. Lineage: Eukaryota; Choanoflagellata; Craspedida; Salpingoecidae. The record is from RefSeq and is a predicted model, not a curated record. Gene Ontology annotation, biological process: ribosomal large subunit biogenesis. The transcript has 12 exons.